AUGGAGCUCUCUGUGAUUGCAAGAAACAUGGAAGAAGUUGUCUUGCUGGUUGAUGAUUUGAGAUCGCUCUCUGGGAUUUCUCGGUGUAGAAUAUGUCAUGAAGAAGAAUUUGAGAGCACCAAAACCUUGGAAUCUCCUUGUGCUUGUUCUGGGACAGUUAAGUUUGCUCAUAGAGACUGCAUUCAGACAUGGUGCAAUGAAAAAGGAAACACAACUUGUGAAAUAUGUCUCCAGCAAUACGAACCUGGGUACACAGCAGUUCCUAAGAAAUCGCAAAUAGCUGAUGCAGCAAUGACCAUUAGGGAUAGCCUGCAAAUUUCAAUGACUGAACAAGGACCGUUAAACACAAGAAUAGUGGGUAUGGUUGAAGGAAACAAUUACUCUGAAUGCACGUAUGCUGCGGAUAGAAGCGCAGCUUGUUGUCGAUCCCUGGCUUUAGCUUUUACACUCAUCUUGCUUGUAAGACAUCUUUUUGCACUCCUUUCAGAUGGAAUGGAAGAUUAUCCAUUUACAAUUCUUACGGUCUUUUUACUCAGGGCCAGUGGAAUUAUUAUACCUAUGUACAUAAUUAUUAAGACGAUCGGAGCCAUACAUAACAAUAUCAAGCGUUACCAUCAUCAGGAUUCUGAUGAUGACUCGUCGAUUUCAGAUGGAGAUGAUGAAGAAAAUGAGACACCAGAUGAUGCAAUUUUAAGACAUUCCCAAUCAUAG
This is a messenger RNA of Sphenostylis stenocarpa, 711 nucleotides long. The record is from the annotation of a GenBank genome assembly. Lineage: Eukaryota; Viridiplantae; Streptophyta; Magnoliopsida; Fabales; Fabaceae.